This is a messenger RNA of Sus scrofa (pig), 1419 nucleotides long. RefSeq names its product complement component 4 binding protein beta (gene C4BPB). The record is from RefSeq and is a predicted model, not a curated record. NCBI's taxonomy places the organism in Eukaryota, Metazoa, Chordata, Mammalia, Artiodactyla, Suidae.
CAUAAAUAACAUGUGAGCAGUUUCUGAAACUGAAUUUUAAAACUGGCAGCUCUUUUUUUUUUUUUUUUAAUUUUAAUCAUCCCUUUGUGUUUUUUGCAAAAUCUCUCCUUGUACGAAUUUCCUUACAGCUAUUAUUUUACUUUUUGUUUUUUAGGGCUGCACCUGCAGCAUAUGGAGGUUCCCAGGCUAGGGGCUGAAUUGGAGUUACAGCCGCCGGCCUACACCACAGCCACGACAACAUCAGAUCCAAGCCACGUCUGCGAUCUAUACCACAGCUCAAGGCAACGCCUGAUCCUUAACGCGCUGAUGGAGACCAGGGAUCAAACCUGCAUCCUCAUGGAUACUAGUCCUAUACAUUUCUGCUGAGAGUCACGAUGGGAACUCCCCUUACAGCUAUUCUUAUUUCCUGAUGUAGAUUAUUUUUUUUUUUCCUUCCAGGGAAGGGAAGUCAAUACAACCUCUUUUCUAGGAAGGAGGUUGUUGGUCUGAUCUUGAGUGGUGUGAGAAGACCGUUUUGAUCCAAACCAGGUGCCUAGGCUGGGUCAUUUCCAACCCGGGUCAAACAAUUGAUCACAGGAUGUUUUUCUGGUUUAUGUGCUAUCUUGUGGUUGUGUGGCUGAUUUCUGCCUCAGAUGCCCAGAGCUGCCCAGAACUCCCUGCAGUAGACAAUAGCAUCUUUGUUGCAAAGGAGGGGGAAGGACAAAUUCUUGGGACUUAUUUCUGUAUUAAUGGCUACCACCUGGUAGGAGAGAAAACCCUUUUUUGUAAUUCCUCGCAGGAGUGGAAUGCCCCCGCCCCUGAGUGCCGUUUGGGCCACUGUCCUGAUCCUGUGCUGGGGAAUGGUGAGUUCAGUCACUUGGAAACUGUGAAUGUGAAUGACACAAUCACGUUUAAGUGCAAUGAGCAUUACAUCCUCAAGGGCAGCAAUUGGAGCCGGUGCCGAGAGGACCACACCUGGGUGCCUCCCUUUCCCAUCUGUAAAAGCAAAGACUGUGGCCCUCCUGAGAAUCCAAUUCAUGGCUAUUUUGAAGGAAUCGAUUUCAACUCAGGGUCUACCAUUACUUAUUACUGUAAAGCGAGGUACCGCCUGGUGGGCACACAGCACCAACAGUGCAUUGAUGGGGAGUGGAGUGGUGCAAUUCCAGUCUGUGAGCUGAUCCCAGAAGCUCCCAAGACAGCUUUGCAGAUUGAGUUUGAGAAGGCCCUUCUUGCCUUUCAGGAAAGUGAGGAACUGUGCAAAGCCACUGAGAACUUUAUGCAAAGAUUAAAGAAAAGUGGCUUAACGAUGGAGGAACUGAAAUAUUCUCUGGAAAUAAAGAAAGCUGAACUAAAGGCAAAAAUGUUGCUCUGACAUUGUAGUUUGAAUAAUCUGGGUCAUAGAAAUACUCUGAUGAAUAAAAUUUCCUCUUGGUUCUGAAA